This is a messenger RNA of Diaporthe amygdali, 2016 nucleotides long. RefSeq lists its product as uncharacterized. NCBI's taxonomy places the organism in Eukaryota, Fungi, Ascomycota, Sordariomycetes, Diaporthales, Diaporthaceae. The transcript has 2 exons. Bases 1 to 2016 code for a protein of 671 amino acids. The record is from RefSeq and is a predicted model, not a curated record.
AUGGCGUCUGGCGUGACCGACCCCUCGCGAGAGACCACGGCCACGGAUGAAGUGCCCCUUCACCACAUCGAUCUACCCGAUGAUUGGCGUGGGGAUCUGAAGAAACCACGUGAGGCGUGGUGCUCGACAUGCCUCUGGGACGGGGUCUGGGAUCAUCUGCUCAUCGACUCUGUGGCUGAUGAAGAGCGCUUCGGGCGCAUAUUCUCCAAAUCCAUACUCUCCGCGUCUGCAUCAGAGGGCAACUUGUGCUGCGCUGUUCUGUCCGAAUUCUUGCAGAAGGUGAACGGCGGCAAGUACGACUGGUUGAGGGGUACAUGGAGCUAUGAGAAGAACGCAUUUGUGAGAUUCGGGUUCGAGCAACGAAAUUGCGAGCCUGUUGGUGAAUCAAUAAAGAAGGUUAGAUUUUGGAAACUGCUCACAGCCGGAUCGGCACCAGCACCGCCAGGCAUAUGUGACUGGGGACUUGAUGAGCUCCCAUCACUUGACACUGGAUCGAGAAGGCUGCUUUACAUCCCACCAGAUCCGAUCGAAGGGAUCGUUCUGCGGCUGAGAUACAGUGUCCCUUCUGGCGCCCGCUACGUUGCUCUUAGUCACUGCUGGGGCAGCCGGGACAUGUGGCCUCGUUGUCUCACCACAAACGCGAACUACGAGUCUCAGCUUAAGUGUAUCCCAUGGGAUACCCUUCCCCAGACUUUCCGUGACACUAUAAUAUUUGCUAGGAAACUCGGACUGGAAUUCGUCUGGAUCGAUUCGAUGUGUAUAAUUCAAGGCGAUGAGAAAGACUGGCAGAGAGAAUCUACGCAAAUGUUCUCGGUAUACUCCAACGCGUUUAUCACGUUUGCCGCUUUGCAGGCGCAUGACAGCCAUGGUGGUCUGUUUUCCCAGCGGGCCCCGGGCUCGCUUGUCCCCUUGCUUACCCUCGGGUACCGGGGAAAGCAAUAUCAGGUCGAAGCGUUCAGUGUACCGGAUGAGCUUGAGGACUUCGAGGAUCAAAGUGAGGAUCGAAUGCCCGCUGAUCGGCCCCAUGCACUCUUGAAUAGAGCUUGGGCAUUUCAGGAACGGGUUGUGUCUGCCAGGGUUCUCUACUUUGGUAGAGAGGAGUUGAUAUGGGAGUGUCCAACCGGCCGUUCGUGUGAGGAAGACCAAUAUUCGCAUACUUCAUGGGGCGAGAUGGAUGUAUAUGGCACUCCGAAUAGACCCUACACCUUGAUGCAGAAAUACAGUACCAUCUCGAACACAACAAAGGAGAUGGCACUUCAGUGGCUCGAGUUCGUCAAACUUUAUAACGAUCUUCACUUGUCGGAACCGACCGACCGACUGCCCGCCAUUUCCGCCAUCGCUCAGCGUUUCGCACAAUGCAACCCAAACGACGAAUACCUCUGCGGACUAUGGAGAAAUUCUAUGCACCUGGGCUUGACGAUGACCUUCAAUCCGCACGAGAGCCUCACAAGCCCCCACAUGGGCCCUGGUCCUCCCGCCGCGGAGCGACCAAGAUAUAUCGCGCCAUCCUGGUCUUGGGCAUCCUGUCAAGGACGACUCUGGGGAGGCCAGGAGCUUGUGUCGCAUCUCGCCAAGAUAGUCAAAGUGUCUCUGCGAUACGUAGACAACAGCAGGUUCGGACGCAUCGCAUCAGGGUCGUCCAUCACCAUCAGGGGGCCGGUUCUCGACUGCGUCUGGGAUUUAAGAUUCCACUCAGAUGGAACCUUGCAGACUCGGCAGAGCCUUUCUAUCCCGUGCACGGCCAGCACGAAGUCAUUCGAGUUCCUCAGGGAAUAUGCUACUUACACCGACAUAAGGCCAGCGGAACAAGUCGAUGUGUGCCUGUUGUUCAUGGGGAUCGAGGAGACCGGGAAUUGUGCGGCGCUGAUUCUGCGUAGGUUUGGUGCGGGUGGCCCGUACUUCCGUGUGGGCAUCUUGUCCGGCUUCUACAGAAGGUCCGGGGGUAAAGCAGUGGGAGGGUGGCUCGCGAGAGCAUUCUUUGAACAAGGCUCUGUCCGGGAAUGUGUCAUCGAGUAG